UUGUUAAAAAAAAUAUGUAAAUUUAUUAACAUUCAUAUGGGGUCAUAACUUUCAUGGAAUUGAAAUAUUGAGAAAAUCUUACGAAAUUUUCAGCUUUCUCAAACGUUUACAGAAUUAUUCAUCUUGAUUCAUCAUUUAUCAUUUGAAUCAUAAGCUAGAAUCAUCUGUUGUGAGUCUACAUUGGCUGAAAUGUUAGAAUACCAUCUUCAACUAGAGUUGCCUCUUGCAUAUUGUAUUAUAAGAGUUUCCCUACUUAAAUGUGUUAAUUAUUGCUAAAAUUAUUCUGGGUUUAAUUUAGAUUUAUAUUUCUGUUUAACCAUUUUUAUAAGCUUUACCCUCGUGCUUGCCAUAUCCUUUUGUCUUAUCUUUUUAAUUUGCCUCAUCUCAAGUCAUAAUCAUCUGUUUCCUUUCACUUGUGUUGCCAUUUGCAUUAGAUGUCACGUAUUUCUGGAUUGAUUUUCUCACAAUUAAAUUGAUUAUAUUUUGUGACAACAAGUUUGCAAAAAGGUGUUUACCAGGUGGUUUGCUGUUCAAAUCAUCAGCACUGAGCUGGAUUGAGGAUCGAUAGGUGAUAAUUUUCCAGCAUUCGUGACUGUGUAUUCAGCAAAAUGACUCCGCCAUCAAUUUCUCGGACAGCAAAGAAAAGAGAUUUAAAGGAAAAGAUUGUGUCUAUUUAUGAGAAUCUUUUAAAACAUCAAGCUAAAUCUAAUUUGGUAGUGGAUUUGGUGAAUAAUGAGGCCUACUGGGAUGAAUUUUUUCUGUUACGAGCUAAUCCAAAAGCCAUGAUUGAUUUGCUGGUUGAAUUGAAUUACGAAGAGCUGAUCGAAUCUAAGAAUCUGAUAAACCUUUUGUUUACACAAUCAGCAAUCACUCUAAACUGUGAUAAUUACAUUAGAAUAGCCAAUGCUUUGGUUACAUUAUUAACUUUGUCUAGGACCAUAUUAGGAUCAACCAAAAUAAAGGUUGAAAAUCAGCUGGAUAUAUUGAUUGGUAAAAGUGAUUUAGAGAUUAAAAUAAACCUCGUAUCGAGUAAAUUAUACACACUUCUAGUAGAGGAUAAUCCACAAUCCAUUAAAUUGCUUGUCCUCAAAUUGUAUAUCACCUUUUUAACCGGUUACGAUGAUAUCAAAAGCAAUCCAUUUGCGGAAAAUUUCAUGUCGGAUAAACUUUUCGAUGCCUUUAUGUCGAUUCUGGCCUCUCCAGCUGCUCGUCAAGCUUACGGUUAUCAAACUCUACUUCUCAUCACAAUUCUAAUUAAUCAUCGUAAAAAUAAGGUUGUUAAUCCAUUCACCGUUAGACUUUCAAUUGUGGACAAUGAAGUCGUUCUCAAUGGGUACGCUCAAGUCAUAUCUCACUCUUUCAUAGAAUUCAUCAAAAAAUUUUACGAUAAGAAGGAAGAAAAUACAAACACAGGUCUGCUGUCCAGCUUGACAUCAAUGGUUGGUAAUAUGUUUGUUCCAGAAGAAGAGGCAGUCGAGGACAUUGGACUUGAACCUGAUGAUGGUAUUUUAAUGGGAUAUUACGGAAUUGUACAUUUAAAUCGUAAUUUUAUUACUCAAUUGGCACAUAUCUCAGCUGAGUGUUAUGGCGACAGCGGAUCAUCGAACCUUUCAAAUAAUAGUUCAACCAAUGAGCUAAGCAUACCUUCAAAUCUUCUUGUGAUAUUUUUUGAAUUUUGCUCUAUUGUAAUGUUACAAACAAAAGAUGAGGAAAAUUUCGAUACUUCAAGAUUAUGUCUAUUAAUUUUAACUUGUAUAUCAGAGGAUCAAUGUGCCAAUGCUAUCAUGCAUGAUCUCAAUAUUGUAUACAAAGUGAAUUUACAUCGUUUGCCAAUGAGACAUCGAAAAGUAGCCGAUGAAGGAAACAAGCUAUCUCGACCAUUAGCUUAUUCAGUUCUAGACUUGAUGGUGGAAUUUAUAUCGACACAUUUAAGGAAAAAUUUUCUUUGUGAAUUAUACACUCUUUGUAUUGGUGUUAUUCAUAGACUGCUUUGUUAUCAGAAGAAGUGCAAAAUACGUUUCAAUUACAGUUGGCGUAAUCUUUGGUAUUCAUUGGUCAAUUUGCUCAAAUUUUUGGUAAACCAUGAAGCAGAAUUGAUUAAGAAAUUUAGUAUUCUCCGUUUGGCUAAUCAGAUUGUUAACAUUUUCAAUCUUUUCAUCACUUUUGGUGAUACUUUUCUUCCAUCACUUCAAUCAUAUGAUGACCUGCAUUAUGAAAUUAUCCGAAUGCAUAAUGUUUUCGAUAAUCUCUAUUCUGUCGCUAUCAAGUAUUCAUCAAUGGAAGGAUCAUCGCCAUGUAAAAAUCACGCAACAAGACUGGCCAGUUCUCUUAUUAAUAUCAAAGCCAUAAUUAACCAUUUUAAUUCAAAAAUUGAAGCAUGGAGCAUUGCUAAUCAAGUUGCUUCAUUAACGGAAGAUCAAGUUCUUGAAGUGGUUCGCAAUAAUUACGAUUCACUGACUCUUAUCUUACAAGAUGGACUUGAUCAGUAUGAAAAUUAUGCAUCUGAUAAAGUGUGUGAGAUCACCUUUUUCAGCCAAAUGAUUAAGAAAGUAAUCAUGAAAUCGAGAGCGAACCAAUUAGACUUUACUGUGCAAGAUCAACAGACUUUAAUGCAAGAUAUAUUAACUUUAAAUUCAUGACAAUCAACAUUUACGGUGGUAAAUGAAUCAGCAUUAACAACUCAUCUUGAAUUAAUGCAUUCAAUUUGUUGUCUGGCUCCGCAAUAAUUCAUUGUAAUAACUAUUAAUGUAAAAUUUAAAUUAAAUUAACUCAGUGAAAAAGUGUUA
Messenger RNA from Tetranychus urticae (two-spotted spider mite), 2786 nucleotides. Its product is annotated as armadillo-like helical domain-containing protein 3. NCBI's taxonomy places the organism in Eukaryota, Metazoa, Arthropoda, Arachnida, Trombidiformes, Tetranychidae. The record is from RefSeq and is a predicted model, not a curated record. Gene Ontology annotation, cellular component: cytosol.